Pantherophis guttatus is the source of this 2798-nucleotide messenger RNA. RefSeq names its product ATPase Na+/K+ transporting family member beta 4 (gene ATP1B4). Gene Ontology annotation, cellular component: nuclear inner membrane; sodium:potassium-exchanging ATPase complex. Gene Ontology annotation, biological process: potassium ion transport; regulation of DNA-templated transcription; sodium ion transport. The record is from RefSeq and is a predicted model, not a curated record. Lineage: Eukaryota; Metazoa; Chordata; Lepidosauria; Squamata; Colubridae.
CCUGAAUGAGCACAGAGGGAUAAAUAUAGCCAAAUCUGAUUCCCUGAACUUUUGAGAGCAAUCAAAUCAAGUCUCCAUGAUCCCGUCCACCCAACCGUGACUGACAGGAACACCUUUGCUCGUACAGUCUCUGCUCUCCAUUCAAGUCCGACGGUGUCACAAGCAGUCUAAAAACUGAUCCCAGGCUUGCCUAGACCGAAUCAGGAUGGGUCUCUGCUCUCUUAGAAAAGUUCUUCUCCAGCAAACUCCUUAGUGUACCUCAAUGGUCUUCGAUGGACAGGCCCCCGAACUCUUAUUUAGCCUUGAAUUGCAUGACGUCACUUGCCAGAGGAAAGCAAUCCCCCAUCUUGACGGCUGUCCAACUGCAUUUCUCCCCUGCCUUGGGCAACAUUGAAAGAGCAACAGUCGUCACCUGGGAUUGGCAGCAAAGAAGUCCCCGAGUUUUCAACCGUCAGUUUUUGGGGUUAUUCUCCCCACAUUCCCAGCAGACGAGGCGAAUCUGCUUUCUAUACCAAUGGCUACCAAAGACACCUCUGGAGCUUCCACAGAUCAUCACAUGAACCAACUUCAAACACCGGAAAAUAAGGAUGAAGAGAGACAUCAGCUGGAUGCAGAAGAGGAACAAAAGAAAGAACGAGCGAUGGGCAAGAAAACGCGAGGCGAAAGGAUUAAAGAAUUUAAAACUUUCAUUUGGAAUCCAGAUACCCGGGAAUGUUUGGGCCGGACCGCUCGGAGCUGGAGUCUGAUACUCCUUUUUUACAUUGCCCUGUACACGUUCCUGGCUGGCAUGUUCAUAUUCUGUAUGUACGUAGUCUUGAUCACGCUGAGUCCCUACACGCCGAGGUACAGGGACAGGGUGGCCCCACCAGGAGUUACGAUUAGGCCAUACAUAAAGCAAGCCUACAACAUUGCCUUCAGAGUUUCCCAGCCUAGUUCAUGGCAGCCUUAUGUGGAAAACCUGGAACAGUUCUUAAAAGAGUAUGACGACAAGGUUCAAGAAGCCAGAAACAUCCCGUGCACCCCGGGCUCAUAUUUCGUGCAAGACAGCGACGAAACUGUGGUGAAGAAAGCUUGCCAAUUCAAGAGGUCCCAAUUGAUGAAGUGUUCCGGAGUUCAGGAUCAAACCUUUGGAUAUUCACAGGGCCAACCUUGCAUAUUGCUAAAGAUGAAUCGUAUUAUCGGGUAUCAGCCUGGCUAUGGCACUCCAAUUACUGUGAGUUGCAAAAUCCAGAGAGGCGAUCAAAGUCACCUCCAGUCAGUAGACUACUUCCCAAGUGAGACAUUUGAACCCAUGUAUUUCCCUUAUUACGGCAAACUUACGCAUGUCAACUACACACAACCCUUGGUAGCUAUUCAGUUCACAGGAAUGACAAGAAACCAGACCCUGGACCUCCAAUGCCAACUGAACGGGAAAGGGAUUAUCAACACCGUUAACAACGAUCGGUUUCUGGGACGGAUCAUUUUCACACUAACCGUCAACAGCUAAGGCCAGAUCUCUCUCCGUUUGUGAUCACCCUUUUAUGGCAAUCAAACGUUUUUCCUCGCCGCGGGGAGGAGGGGGGGGAAAAAAAGAAAAAAAAAAUCCAAUUGGCCAUUGACGUAGCAGCACCAGGAAACUCCCAACUCCUAUUCUGAGGGAUCGUUUUUGGUUUUCUCUGGAAAAAAAAAAAGAAUAAACAAAUAAAAAUAAAAAUAAAGAUAGCUCCCAAGAUAAGACCACAGAAGUCAACGUUCAAGCACUCGAAACAUUCAUCCUGCGAGUAAACCCAUCAGCCCAAUGAUUUUUUUUUUAAAAGCAUUUUAAAUUAAAAAAAAGAAACAUUUUAGAUCUUUGCCCCAGGUGUAUCGGAAGGGAUGGCAUUUAGCAUCAGAUGCAGAGUUUUGCCAUAAUAUCAGAAAUAAUUGGUUUUAUUGUUUGUUGGGUUUUUUUUUAAAAUUAUUUUUUAAUUUCCCUUUGGUGAAAGAUCCCUUCACUGUCAAUACGGAAGUCGAUUUCUGUAUUUAAUUUCAUGGGCCAGUAUGGGAUAGGUAUUGAAGGAGAACGAGGCAGCUUUUUUUCUGACUAUUUUUGCAAUGGAUAUUCCUAAAGCUAUGAUUAAAAAGAGCCUUCUAAAACCUGUGAUUUAACCACCGUAGGAUUUACAACACCGAACAAAUGGUUAGUUGGCCUUAAGCGUAAUCUUUGACCCCCCUCCUGCCCCCUUCAAACAUUGCCCCCUAGUUAUUUUUGUCCUAUAGCUUUUCUGGCUCCAUUUAGCGACAGUGAUGUCCUCCUAGGCAGCGUAGGCCUUCUCAAUCAAGAUAAGAUAUUCCCUUAAAUAGAGAGGAAAAUGUGGGGUUUUUUUCAUGUUCACCAGCCUUGAAUGCCUUAAAUCAGGUUUGCAAAGAUAAGGCAAGAGGGAUGUCUAGGGAGGGGCCUCGUGUUCUUCCGCCUUGAUCAUCUCAAGAUGUUUGCUUGGAAAGCCUUCACCCUCCGCACCGUUUUAAAUCCCACGGGGAACAAGGACCUCCACGGAAGGCCCGCCACCCCACAGUUGUGACAUCAGAAUUGGGACUUUCGUGAGUCGCGUACUUCAACCCGAUCUCGUGUCCUUGGAACAGGGUGGUAAGACGUCCGCGUGAACGAGGAGAACCAGCAUUGGGAGAGUGUACGGACUGCUUUCUCGUUUGCCUCCCAACGUUCCUGAGGUGCCAUUUUAGACUGGAGGGAUGGAAAUGGCUGGGGAAGGCGGUGGAGAGGUGGGGGGUCUCAGAUGCUUGUACCCUGAAAUAAAAGGACUGACUUACAGCCUAACAAA